UAGGGUUAGUCACGUGGAUGCGUGUGGGCGUGCCCAGGGUGCCUGGCCACCUGUCAGUCAGCGGUCAGGGUUCCCGCCCCACGGACGGUGGCUGUUGCUCAUUUUCCACUUAAUUCAAAGUCAAGUGCAGUUUAAACCGAGCGGAGCCGAGCCACCGAGGAACUAGUGGAACCGAACCAGUGUCGAAUUUGAAGGAGCCGGUGACGUCCUGUCAGAAGGAGAUAAACGUGCCAUGUUUUUCUAACGUUAGUGGGCUCGUUGGAUGAAACACCUGCAGUCGACUGACCUCUGCAAAGCAGAAUGAAUGGAUACGAAGCUCCGGCUCUGGCCUCCGGGAUCUUUGGCUCGUACAACUCCCACAUCAAUGGCCACGGCUCUCAUUCUCCUGAGCCUCCUAAAAAUAAAGCCAAGUCUGGUGCCAAAGCUCUUUAUGGAUCUGAUGACAUUUAUUUCCUCCGCUCCUCAUCCAAACACGCAAAGAAAAGUCAAAAACAAAGAAAACAUUACACAAAAACCAGCAUCAACAGCCUGACGGACACGUCACAGUACCACGUGGAGCAUCUCACCACGUUUGUGUUGGACCGUAAGGACGGGUUGAUCACCGUGGACGAUGGCAUCAGGCGCCUGCGUCUGCUGGAUGCUAAAGGGAAGGUGUGGACUCAGGAGAUGCUGCUGCAGGUGGAGGAGAAAAGUGUCACCCUCAUCGAUCAGGAGACCAAAAACGACUUGGAGAACUUCCCCAUCGGGAUCAUUCAGCACUGUCAGGCAGUGAUGAAUGCCUGCAACUAUGACUCCAUCCUAGCUCUGGUGUGUAAGGAGUCGGGUCAGACCAAACCGGACCUCCACCUCUUCCAGUGUGACCACAUCAAGGCGAGUCUGAUUCACGCAGACAUAGAAAGUGCCAUGAUUGAUGCCAAAGGAGGCAAAGUGAAGAAAAGACCAGAGGCGCUGAAGAUGAUCCUGAAGAGUGAUGGGGCCAUCCCUCCUCCCCCUGCCGCUCCUGCCCCCGAGCCCCCAGCACCGUCAGGUCAGGUGGACGUGAAGAGCCGGGUGGCUGCCUGGUCGGCCUGGACCAACGAACAGCAGGACUAUGAGAAGCAGGGACUGACGUCGGAAGAGGAGGGGCCUGUGGAGAUGACAGCAGCCAGAGUGGAUCGAGACGUGCAAAUCCUGAACCACAUCCUGGACGACAUUGAGUUUUUUGUCACCAAACUUCAGAAGGCUGCAGAAGCUUUUAACGAGCUCUCCAAAAGGAAGAAGACCAAGAAGGGCAAGAAGAAAGGGCCGGGAGAGGGCGUCCUGACGCUGCGCUCCAAACCUCCCGGGGAGGAGGACUUUGUGGACUGUCUGCAGAAGUUCAAACACGCCUUCAACCAGCUGGGCAAACUGAAGGACCUCAUCCAGAACCCCAGCGCCGUGGAUCUGGUUCACUUCCUUUUCUCUCCACUCCGGAUGGUGAUCCAGGCGUCGGGCAGCGUAGACCUGGCCCGCAGCGUUGUGGUUCCUCUGCUGAGCAGGGAGGCCAUCGACUUCCUCCACGCCUCAGGGACGGCUGAGGAGAGACACCUGUGGGUGACUCUGGGGGACGGCUGGACCAAGUGCAGGUUGGAGUGGCCCAAGGACCACUACUUUCCUCCCUGUGUCCUGAGGUUCCGUGAUGGCUGGGAGCCGCCUGCGUUGGCGGCGCCAACCCUGAGUCGGGACCAGGAGCUGACCCAGCUGGCUGAGACCCUGGCCCAUGCUGACAUUCAGAGACAAGAGGAGUUAAAGAUCUUCCCUCCGGCUGAUGGGUACGCUCUCACCAACACCGACUACAAACGCAUGCAGAUCCUGGAUCAGGACUCGGCCGUGGCAGCAUUUAAACAGGCCGUCAGCUGCCGUGUAGACCGAAGCUUUGAUGUCGACGGCAGAGGCCAAACUAAACUGUUUGCCAAAUCUAAAUAUGACUUUGUGGCGAGAAACAACACAGAGCUGUCAGUUGUCAAAGACGAAGUGGUGGAGGUGCUCGACGACAGGAAGCAGUGGUGGAAGGUCAGGAACGGUUCUGGGGCAUCCGGCUACGUGCCCAACAACAUCCUGGACAGCACCAAAGCCGUGGACAUCACAGGCCGAGGAGAGCCCAUCUACAGCCACACUAUCCAGCUCAUGAUGCCAAAGCGGGAGUUUGAGUUGUUUAAGCAACUACUUGGAGAGUUGAAUGAGAAGCAGACCACCAGGACCGACUACGUGCCCAGUAAACCUGUGGUAACGCAGAUGCCUCCAGCCCCGACGCCGCCUCCGGGCCCCACCGGACUCCCCACGCCGCCGCUGCCUCCUCCUGCUGCAGAACCUGCCAAAGCCUGUCAACCUGUCAGCCGCCAAAACAGCACCACGUCCAGCGACAACGGCAGUCAGAGGCCGGCAGUAGUCAACCGCAGGAAAUCAAACAUGGAGGAGGUUCAGGAUGAGCUGAUGCACAGACUGACUCUGGGCCGCAGCGCCCAGAAGAAGCUCCCAGCUCCUCCUCGCAGCAACAGCAGCCUGCUGUCCAUCAGCAUCACCUACGAUUCGGCCCCUGAUGAGGUCAAAGCCUGGCUGGAGGCCAAGGGCUUCAGCCCCGUCACCAUCACCAGCCUCGGCGUGCUGACUGGAGCUCAGCUCUUUUCCCUCAACAAGGAGGAGCUGAAGACGGUUUGUCCAGAUGACGGCGCUCGAGUCUACAGCCAGGUGACGGUGCAGAAGGCGGCGCUCGAGGUCUUCUUCUGACGCUCCUUUGAUCUUCUGUUACCACGUUCGUUAAGAAGAGUUCAGGCUCUGAGCUGCAGGAGAUCAUGAGGCGGCGGCAGGAGAAACUGGCAGCCAGCACCUGUGACUCAGGGGUGGAGUCUUUUGAUGAGGGCAGCACCCACUGAGUUCCAUGUGGCUUCCCCUGUGCUUCUCUCUUCGCUGUCUUUGCUUUCCCCGCUGUUUCCUCGCACUCAGGCGGCGGCCGACCGGGCCCAGUUCGUGGAGAUCAUGCGGCGCAGGCAGGAACUCCUCAGCUCGUCCCCAUAACCAUAACUACAAGCGGCACCGAGCAUUCUGCCACGAUUGCCUGACGUUCGCCUGAACACUUUGGGACUGGGUGUUACUCUGUGACAUUGUCUUUGUAGAUGUGAAGAAAAGCUGCUCAGUAGCUCGUGCUCCAAAGCCUCUCAGUAUUAGAGCAGCUGCUAGUUCCGGUGCAGUCUGUGCUCAUGUCUGGAAACCCCUGCAGCACACACCACAACAUCUAAAGUCAGAUUCCAGCUGUGAUCCGUUGUUUUCCUUGGUGAGCGAAGGCAGUUGUGGUCCAGAUGACACUUCAAACCUGAAGCGCCUCAGCUGCUGUAUGAAAACCCUGAAUAACAUGAAUAGACUCGUAACGUUCUGUGGAUGUUCUGUAGCACUUUGAUGCUGUCACGCUGCCAUGAACCCUUUCAGAACCCGCAAACCGGGCCAUUGUACAGAUACAUAAGGUGAACGUCCACAAUGUUAUUGUAGAAAAAAAUUAAGGAAGGUAAUUUAUAAUAAAUGUAAAUGUCAGCUUUGGCCAAGAGAUUAAUCUAAUCUUAUCAGGAUGUAACAUUUUUAUUCAUGGAUGCACACAAAUGUUAUGUUUAUACAUAUUUCAACAUCGUGCUCAGAGUUGGACUGAAACCAUCGGAUUUAUUCUGGCUCAUUGGAACCGAGUGAUGACUGUGGAGCUGUGUUCUGACCCAAACCUGUUCCAGUACAGCUUUAUUCAACCACAACAACCUGUCAGUGCAUCUGCUCCCACCUCCUCCUGGUUUGCUGUAACAGUCGUCUGGUCCUGGAAGGCCUUCUAAGGGAUGAACGGUGGCAGCAGCUGAUUGAGGAACAUGAAUGUAAUGUGAGCUUUAGCGCUUCAGGCCGCGUGUUAGUUCGUGCUGGACACGAACUCAACCAAUCAAUGAAGAAAAGGCUGAAACACUCACAAACCGGAUCAAAGGCCUGCUCUGUCCUACGUGGGAAACCUGCCACUGACCCAGGAUCUGGUUUUGCCACUAAUAAACUGUUUCUCAGUUGAUUCCAAUCAUUUAAAGAUGAGCCUGAAGCUGAUUAGUCUGUGAUCACAGUAAUGUUACUGUAAGUAGGUAGUGAACUAUACACGAGUAGAAGCCAAUUAAAGAAAUGUUAGACAUUUACUGUCUGCACGCAUUUAUACAUGUGAAGAGUUCAUGGUGCCUUCUCCAUAUAAACUGCUUUUUCUGCAAUAAAACAUUUACAUUAUUA
Molecule: messenger RNA, 4254 nt
Organism: Betta splendens (Siamese fighting fish)
Lineage: Eukaryota; Metazoa; Chordata; Actinopteri; Anabantiformes; Osphronemidae
Gene: eps8a
Product: epidermal growth factor receptor pathway substrate 8a
Exons: 25
Coding region: 301-2745 (814 amino acids)
Biological process (GO): positive regulation of ruffle assembly; regulation of Rho protein signal transduction; Rho protein signal transduction
Cellular component (GO): ruffle membrane; vesicle; plasma membrane
Molecular function (GO): actin binding
Source: RefSeq, a predicted model, not a curated record